Molecule: messenger RNA, 477 nt
Organism: Symbiodinium necroappetens
Lineage: Eukaryota; Dinophyceae; Suessiales; Symbiodiniaceae
Source: the annotation of a GenBank genome assembly
AUGGAAGGACGUCAGCUCUGCGUCUUCCAUGCCUGCAGCUCCCGAGAUCUCCCGCUCUAUAAGAACACGGAGCAGCCCUUCAGAGACAACUUGGGAAUGGUGGUCGUGCCGAGCAGCGACGAGGAUUUCCUGCUGGAAAAUCCGUCCCACCUGUCCUACCUCUCCGAGGACAUGGUGGAUGUCUCCCAAAUCGAGCAGAAGCUGCUUCCAACGCUUCGGGAAGGAGACUUGCAGGCCACGGUGCAGUUGCUGGGAGCCGCCGCCGCGCGUUUCCUGCUGGCCCCGAGCAAUGGCGAGGGCGACCUGCAGGCAGACUGUGUCAAGCUCGGUGCAAAGCGACUCGGUGCCACCUUGCUUGCAAAGACGAGGGAGGAUGUCAAGGGGACCUUCCAGCGAGCCCUAGGCCCUGAGGGCGUCCUGAAGGUGGAGGACCUGCGCAAGUUCCUGCAAUGCAUCGACCCGACGCUCAAGGAGAAG